Molecule: messenger RNA, 744 nt
Organism: Camellia sinensis
Lineage: Eukaryota; Viridiplantae; Streptophyta; Magnoliopsida; Ericales; Theaceae
Source: RefSeq, a predicted model, not a curated record
CAUCCUCAAAGAGUUUCAACCUCUUCCUAAUAGAUUUUUCAUUGCCUAUAAAAAUGCAGCCCUCCUUCAAUCCAAUUCAUUCCAAUUUUCGUUACCUUCUCUGCAUAUAUUUUGCAUACUUGGUGUUUGAUUGAGAGUGCGAAGCAUAGGUUUUGGUUCGUUAGGCAAGUUUAUUGUAGUGCUUCUUCAACUUGCGAAUGUCAUUUUAUUUUGAGAAAUAGACGUUAGCCAAAGAAAAAUAUUUUACUCAUUUUUAUAAUAGGUUAGAAAUCUUAAUUAUUUAUUGUAAUUAUUUUAUUUUUUAUAAGAAUUAUCUAUGACUUAUCUAUUUUUUGCAGGAUCAAUUUGAUUUACAAGGAGACCCUGUUGAUAUAGAGAAGGCAAUGAACACAAAAUUUGGUCUGAGAUUGAGUAACCAUACCUAUAGGCUGCACAAACAAUUCAUGGAGCUGAAGGAGGCUAAAGGGGAGGAGUAUGCAAGAAACCACCCACCAAAGAAUGUCGAUCCUACCAAGUGGAUAGAUCUUAUUGAUAAAAAGUGGAACACUAAAGAAUUUCUGGAACAAUCAAAGGCCAACAUCGCGCACAGAGAAAGGAUGUAUACAAAACAUAGGUGUGGUUCUAGGUCAAUCCCUGUUAGAGUAGAAAAAUUGGCACGAGAAAAGAAGAUGCUACCUGAUCUAGUAGAGUUGUACAAGCAAACUCACUAUAAUGAGUAAACACAUGAGUGGAUCUCAUCUCAAG